This is a messenger RNA of Caenorhabditis angaria, 5647 nucleotides long. The record is from the annotation of a GenBank genome assembly. NCBI's taxonomy places the organism in Eukaryota, Metazoa, Nematoda, Chromadorea, Rhabditida, Rhabditidae.
AUGUCGUUUGAUCACAAUACUCCGGCUUUAACACCAUCACAAUUGCGAGAGACUGAAAAAUUUGUUAACAAUCUCAAGGUUGGAGAACUUCAGGUAAGCGUUUUUUUAAAUUUUUGAUAGGUUCGAUUUCAAAAAACCGACAAGAGAACUAUUCUGUGACUCUUUAAAAUAAAGUUGAAAUUAGGAGUCACUUCAGAAUCUCAUGGCAUUUCAAAAUGGAGACGUUUUUGCCUUUAAAUCACAGCUCACAAGUUCAUUUUUUCUGACAAGAGUUAGGUUAGAAUUUCAAGUUUUUAAUAAAAUGCGAAAUUGUAAAACAUAGAAUUCCCAGGACCAUUUGCUCUUACUGUAGUUUUUUGAAUUCCUUUUGAAAAAAAGUUUGCUUGUUAAUAAGCUUCAUAAUUUAGCCAAUUAAAAGUUGUCCUUUUAUACAUUUUUUAUAAUUUUUAUACAAAGAAACAAAACAGUUGCACUAUUAUAUAAUAUGUGCGCAUUGGCGUAGUUGUGUUUACACACCAAAAUGUGUUUAUUACAAGUUUUAUUGCAUAUGUUUCUCUUUCUCUAUAAACCGCUUCGUUUGUUUUUCAGAAACUUCUAGACAAAUUACAUCAAUCAAGAAGAGGAUUGAAAACGGAAUUAUUGGAAAGAGUUCAAUCUUUGCUUAGAAGUCCAUCAACACAACGAGGUGUUUAUCAAUAUGUAAGUUGUGCAAUAAUAUCAAAUUUUGUAUUGUAUUACACUAUGCUCAAAAAAAAUCAAUUUUUGUUUUACAGUGUCAAAACGAAAUGUCGAAACAUUAUAGCAGUGUACAACAUCGAAGCUUUUCGUAAGUUAUAUUUUUUCGGGCUAAAAUUUUGAAAUUUAUAUUCAAAAUCCAACUUUUAGCGGCGUCAGUUUUCCACAAAACAAUUAUCGAACUGGAUUAUCAAGUGGUCUUGGAGGAUCGACAAUGUUUUCCGCACAACAAUGCACAAUGCAACCGGUAUGUUUGUUUUUUUUUAAUUUUCAGUAUUUCAUGUAAUUAUUCAACUUUUCUAAAACUAGAAUUGGUUUUACGUCGAAAAGCCGUGCCAAGUCUCCAAUAUAUUUCAAAAUUUCCAGACAAAUCGAGCUGCUCCAGCAGAAUUGAGAAUAGUUGCUCUUCCAUUUUAUGAUGUUACACGAACUCUUUUAAAUCCAAUGGAAUUGGCUGCAGCACAAUCAUCAACACAAAGAUAUACAACAAGAGCUGGUUUUUCAUUCAAUCUUGAUAUGGAUAAUGUUGCACAAAUCAAAUAUGAUUCAAAUAAUCAAAAAUUACCACGUUAUGAAGUUCAGUUGAGAUUUUUCAAUACAUCGGAUUUAAAAGACCCGCAAAAAGAUGAUUUUCCAUUGAAUGUAAAUGUCAAAUUAAAUGGAAUGAUGGUUAAUUUGCCAAGUGUUAUUCCAACAAAUAAACCAAAUACCGAAGCAAAACGACCAUCAAAACCAGUUGAUAUGACACAACAAUGCCAAAAAAGAGCUGGAGUUCAACAAUUAUCAAUUGAAUGGACUUGUGAUAAAAGAAGUUGGGCUGUUGGUGUUUAUUUGGUGAAACGAAUCAAUACGGAGAUAUUAUAUAAUCGAUUAGUUGAGGAUAUCAGUAAACAUCGGCAAAUUGAAGUAACUCGACAAGAAAUUACGAGAAGAUUGAAUGGAUCAGAUGAUGAUGGAAUUGCUAUGGAUCAAUUGAAAAUUGGUUUAUUAUGCCCGGUUUGUUUUUUUUUGUUUAAUUCACAAUUAGAUAAUUUAAUAAUUUGUACUUACAGCUUGUGAAAAUAAGAAUGAGUUGUCCUGCAAGAUGCAGUGAUUGUACUCAUCUUCAAUGUUUCGAUCUCACCUCAUAUUUGAUGAUGAAUGAAAAACGAGCAGUUUGGAAUUGUCCAGUUUGUUCGAAUUAUGCGCCAUAUGAAAAACUUAUUAUUGAUGAGUAAGUUUUAAAAAAUAUUUGUCACCCAAAAUUUAAGAACAAUAAUAGUUUCUUCACCUGAGAAGGCGUUUUUUCAUGUAAAUCCCUAUUUUUCAAAUUUUAUUUUGUGAACCCAUUUUAAUCGUAAGUUCUAUAAACGGAAAAUUGAUUGUUAUCAGUUUCUAAAUUUGUGCGAAAAAUCCAAAAAUAGACUGAUAUGGUCAUUAUUUUUAUCAUCGGUUCAUUUUCAACUCAAUACGUCAAUUGAGCAUUUAUUGAUGCUGCCAACACCCAAACACGAAUAAAAAAUCACGAUAAGGAUUACUGUAAUUGUGUGGAUUUUUAGAUUGUUGAUCUUUUAAUAUAAAUUGACUUCUUGUUUCAGAUAUUUCAAAGAUGUUAUCAAUAAGGUUGAUUCGAAUACAACAGAAGUUGAAUUGAAAGCAGAUGGAAGAUUCGAAAUGUUGAAAAAUGAAGAAUCAUAUGAUGUUUCGAGUGAUGAUGAUGAUGGAAUUCAAGUAAAAAGAGAAACAAAACAUGUUGAUGCAUCAUCUAAUAGUAAUUCAAAUCCACCAUCAAGACCUUUUUCGACUGAUGAUGUUAUUGGUAAGAUUUGAGUAUUGAAUAUAAAAUUUGAAAUCGAGGUUUGAAAAAAUUAAAUUCUCAACGUUGUUUUUCAAGUUAAUAGUUGAGAGAGGUCGUUAAAAUGAAACUAAGUCACAAUCAGUUUUAUCUCAUUCUCCUUCUUUUAGGAAUAAUUUCGAUAAAAUUGAUUAUUUUUCAGUUUUAUCGGAUAGCGAGGAUGAGAAUGAUGAUAUGGCUGCUGCAAUCAGUAAUUCACUUCGAACUCCGCCGCCAGAACUUGAAACAUUUGGAAGUAAUGGAAAUGGAAAUGGAAAUUGUGGUAUGAAACGAAAAAUCGAUGUGAUUACACUUGAUGAUACUCCACCAAGACUGAAUGAAGCAAAACGGAGAAUUGAUGAUGUUAGUAGCACAACAAAUAAUGGAUUUCUUCCAAGAACUGAUUUGAGUCGAAUUAAUCUUCCACCAUCAACCAGUCAACAACCAUCAACAUUAGUUGAAGCACUUGAUAAUAUUAAUGGUGAUCAGGUUAGUUGUUUUUUUUUGUCGAGUUAUUCUUAUACAAACCAAAGUUCUAGAACAAAUUUGUUAAUCAUACUGAAUUAACAUUAUUCGAUAGCUUUUUUGAUUUGAAUUUAAAACAACAAAAGCACUGUUUGUCUUGUCUUAAUUGUGUUUUUAUUUCCAAUCCUAACCUAGACAAAAUGUGCACAGUAACACGUGUUGUUACAGCUUACAUAUCAUCAAGACAUUGUGUCCCCUAAUAAUAUGCAUCAAAAUCCAAUGGAAUUUCCAUAUUCGGUGAGAUUUUGUGUUGUGGUGUUUAUGUGUUUUGUGUCUUUUUCGUGGCGUUUUUACUAAUUCUUUCGAUUAGAGAAAUUUGGCAAAACAAAGUUUGGCUUCGGCUUUUUUUUGGCAAAAAAUCCCUCAUGAAUUCUUAAAAAAAUCUCGUAUAAUCUUCUUUUAUUUUAAAGAAGUCAGAGUUAAAAAAUUUCUAGACGCGUUCUCUUGACACUUAGGUUUUCUAGGUGCUGCUACUUGACAACUAGAAUUUAUAGGCUUGGCUAUUUGGUAUAGGAGUAGAUUUAUAGACGCGGGUCCUAGACAUUUAGUUUCUUUAGACUCAGCUACUUGCUUAAAAACUAGGCUACUAUAUUUGGCAUACAAGCUCUGAAGCCCUCAUUGGGUUUCAAAAAAUCCUUUGAUAAACUUUAAAAUUUACUCUUUUGAAAUCAUCAUUCUAAAAUAUGUUGAUUUUUCAUAAAAUAACAAUUCGACGAUUUCCAACUUUAUAGUAAAAAAAAAUUCUAUUCGAAAAUUUCGCAAAAUAUCUGGGUUUCGAAAGAUCAUUUUCACCAGCUCUGAUUCAGAUUUUUGCUUUUUUUCUUAUAUCGUUUUGUUUCAAUCUAGUUGUUCUCUUCUAGAAAUCUAUCAAUUAGAUAUUGAUUUUUCUUUCUCUCAUUCAUUUUUUGCUUCAUUCCGUAUUUUUCUGCAGAAUGCUGGUGUUUCAUAUGCGAAUAGUUGGCGUCAAACAAUGUCGACAUCAAGUUCUGCUUCAAUUCCAUCAAUGAAUACAUAUAAUGUUCCUCCGCCAACACCAAUUACACCUGUCAAUUUAAUUGGUCGACAAAUGAAUGAUGUUAUGGGAAAUCCGAUGGGAGGAAAUCAGAUGGCUGGACCGGCUGCAUUUAAUUUUAAUCAACCAAUUCCGCAACAUCAACAACAGCCACAACAAGUUCAAAAUGGAAUGAUGGCAAAUAAUAUGCCAAAUUAUAGUGGUUAGUUUUUCUUGAUUAUCGUAAACAAUUUCACCUGCUGUUCUUUUUUUUUAUUGCAUCCACUUUCUACUCAUUUUUUUGUUUUGUAUGCAUGCUCUGCCUCCUUUUCAGUUCCUCCGCCACCACCACAACUUCCACCAGAUAUUUCACAAUCGGCUUCUUCUCAAAAUUUGAUGAAUUCAUUGCAAAUUCAAAAAAUGUCAUCUCAACAACCACCACAUCGUCUUCUUCCACAUAAUUUUCCUUACCAACCACCAAUUUCAACACAAUCAAAUAGUCAAUCACGUUUAAUACCACCACCUCUUCCUAGUGGUCGAAGGGUUUUAAUUCAAAGACCGCCUUCAAUGCCACCAACAAAUAGUAAUAAUAAUAAUAAUACAUCGUGGUCGACGUGGAAUCAUCAUCAACCAAAUUAAGCGAGUUUUUGAUUGGCUGAUUAGUUUGCAUGUUGCUGUUUUUGUGUGUCAAAUUUGUCGUGUUUUAUUUGUUUUGUGGAGGAUUCUCGAUGUUUUUAAAUUUUUUUUUAGAUUGAGUGAUUCAGCUAGAAAGUUACUUCCCAGGGAAAAUCACCAAAUUUACUUUUUCUGUUACUUCGGUAGUUAAAAGAACACCCAAAGAGAAAUGUUUCCAGAGUUCCUAGAGUGAACAACUCUCCCAAAAUAGUUAUGACGUAGCAAAAUUGUCAGUUUUGAUCAAAGGGAUUGCUUCUCAAACGGAACACCGCUGUAAAAUCAAAAUUGAAAUAUACUGUGCCAAAGAUGAGUUAUAGAACCGAAAUGUCCAAAAUGGCAAGUUUUCCACGUCAUAACGAGAUUUUGGUUGAGUUGUGCACCCUAUGGUUUUCAGAAUAAUUAUUCCGUAGGAUAUUUUUUUAACUCCCGAAGUUACAGAAAAAGUUUAUAUGCUGAGUCCACGAAUUUCUCUUGUUGCAUUUUUCCAUUAUCCUUUUUUCUUAAUCACACCAAGAAGAGAAUCAGGAAUCAGUUUUUAGGCUUCUCAAUCAAAAUUAAUAAAGUAUCGGAAUCCUCUUUUUUUAAUCUUCUGAAAUUUUCAAUAGUGCAUCUUAUUGAAUAUCCUUCUUUUUUCUUACUUUUAGUUAUCCUUUUCAACCCCCGUAUUUUAUUGUUUCUUUUUUUUUCAUUUUUUUGUGUCCGCAUAAACUCUAAAUUGUUUAUUUAUUUAAAGUUUCGAAUUUCAUGCAUGAUAGAUUGAUCAAAUGAAAUCAAAGUGUAAUUCAACUCAAUAAUUAUGUUUUUUUCCAGAUUGGGGUAAUUAUUUGAAUUCGUUACCAUUUAUGUCUCAAACUCAAUCAUAUCAACAGCCACCACCACAUCAUCCAAAUAAUUCAUAUCGUAAAUGA